Molecule: messenger RNA, 1119 nt
Organism: Puma concolor (puma)
Lineage: Eukaryota; Metazoa; Chordata; Mammalia; Carnivora; Felidae
Source: RefSeq, a predicted model, not a curated record
AUGCCCACCAUGUGGCCCCUGUGGCUCCUCGCAUCCCUGCUGGCCCUGAGCCAGGCCCUGCCGUUUGAGCAGAAGGGCUUCUGGGACUUCACCCUGGACGACGGGCUGCCCAUGCUGAAUGAUGAGGAGGCUUCAGGUGCCGAGACGACUUCAGGUGUCCCGGACCUGGACUCCCUCACGCCCACCUUCAGCGCCAUGUGUCCUUUUGGCUGCCACUGCCACCUGCGGGUCGUUCAGUGCUCCGACCUGGGUCUGAAAUCUGUGCCCAAGGAGAUCUCCCCCGACACAACGCUUCUGGACCUGCAGAACAAUGACAUCUCCGAGCUCCGCAAGGAUGACUUCAAGGGCCUCCAGCACCUUUACGCUCUUGUCCUGGUGAACAACAAGAUCUCCAAGAUCCACGAGAAGGCCUUCAGCCCCCUGCGGAAGCUGCAGAAGCUCUAUAUCUCCAAGAACCACCUGGUGGAGAUCCCUCCCAACCUGCCCAGCUCCCUGGUGGAGCUCCGCAUCCAUGACAACCGCAUCCGCAAGGUGCCAAAGGGCGUGUUUAGCGGGCUGCGCAACAUGAACUGCAUCGAGAUGGGCGGGAACCCGCUGGAGAACAGUGGCUUUGAGCCUGGAGCCUUCGAUGGCCUGAAGCUCAACUACCUGCGCAUCUCUGAGGCCAAGCUCACGGGCAUCCCCAAAGACCUCCCCGAGACCCUGAACGAACUCCAUCUGGACCACAACAAAAUCCAGGCCAUCGAGCUGGAGGACCUGCUCCGCUACUCCAAGCUGUACAGGUUGGGCCUGGGCCACAACCAGAUCCGCAUGAUCGAGAACGGGAGCCUAAGUUUUCUGCCCACCCUGCGGGAGCUGCACUUGGACAAUAACAAGCUGUCCAGGGUGCCUUCUGGCCUUCCGGACCUCAAGCUCCUCCAGGUGGUCUAUCUGCACACCAACAACAUCACCAAGGUGGGCGUCAACGACUUCUGCCCCGUGGGCUUCGGGGUGAAGCGGGCGUACUACAACGGCAUCAGCCUCUUCAAUAACCCUGUGCCCUACUGGGAGGUGCAGCCGGCCACUUUCCGCUGCGUCACCGACCGCCUGGCCAUCCAGUUUGGCAACUACAAAAAGUAG